AAAUUCUCACACUACAACAGCUUAUUUUGCCCGCCACCAUUAAAUAAACCUUAAACCAUUAAAACCCUACUCCCUUUUUUCACACUCUCCUUGCUCAAAUUUCCAGUUGCUUUCGUUGCACCACCACACGGCUGUAGAAUUUACCGUCUAGGGUUUGGAUUUGUUGUGAAGCUGAGCUCAGUUGAAGCCCUAGGAAUUCUUGCUCUAAGACGUUUUCAGAAGAAGAUGUCUUGGGACAACGAGAUUGUGAUGCGUGAUGUUACUAAUGCGGGACUUGUAGUUAGUGACCGCAUUGGCCGUGACGUUGCUUCUCAAGUCGAUCUCGAAGACGCCUUGGAAGCUUCUAGAUAUGCCAGUCAUCCCUAUACCGCUCAACCCCGUGAGUGGCCUCCUUUGGUGGAAGUCGUGGAUUCUUGGGAGUUGCCUUCUGUAUUGAUUGAGAGAUAUAAUGCCUCCAGUGGGGAAGGAACUGCAUUAUGUGGAAUAUUCCCUGAAAUACACAGAGCUUGGGCAUCAGUGGACAACACAUUGUUUCUUUGGCGGUUCGAUAAGUGGGAUGGCCACUGUCCUGAAUAUAAUGGAGAUGAACAAGCUAUAUGUGCUGUUGCCCUAGCCAAAGUCAAGCCUGGAAUUUUCGUGGAGGCCAUCCAGUAUCUUCUGAUCUUGGCAACUCCUGUUGAGUUGAUCCUUGUAGGUGUAUGUUGUUCUGGGAGCAGCGACGGAACUGAUCCAUAUGCUGAGGUGUCACUUCAGCCAUUACCAGAUUAUACAAUUCCAUCUGAUGGAGUGACCAUGACAUGUAUCAGUUGCACAGACAGAGGUCACAUUUUCCUUGCUGGUCGUGACGGCCACAUUUAUGAAUUGCAAUACUCAACUGGUUCAGGGUGGCAGAAACGAUGCCGCAAGGUCUGUCUAACUGCAGGUGUCGGAAGUAUUAUAUCAAGGUGGGUGGUGCCAAAUGUUUUCAAGUUUGGAGCCAUUGACCCCAUUGUUGAAAUGGUCAUUGACAAUGAGAGACACAUCUUAUAUGCACGCACCGAAGAGAUGAAAAUUCAAGUGUUUUCUCUUGGAGCAAAUGGGGAUGGACCCCUUAGAAAGGUAGCAGAGGAGAGAAAUUUGAUAAAUCAGAGGGAUACUUAUGGUGGUAGGCAACCAGCAGGUUCAAGGGCUCCCAGAUCAGCCAAAACAACCAUUGUUUCCAUCUCACCGUUGUCUUCCUUAGAAUCAAAGUGGCUACACCUUGUUGCUGUUCUGUCAGAUGGCAGAAGGAUGUAUCUUUCCACCUCUUCUUCUGGUGGAAACAAUAGUUCUGCUGGAAAUUUCGGUGGUGUUAACCAUCAGAAGCCAAACUGCUUAAAAGUUGUAACGACUAGGCCGGCUCCUCCUCUAGGGGCAGGUAGUGGGCUUCCAUUUGGAGCUGUAUCUCUUGCUAGUAGAUCACAGAGUGAAGAUCUGUCAUUGAAGAUAGAAUCAGCUUAUUACUCUGCUGGGACUCUUUUCCUUUCUGAUUCAUCUCCAUCAACUGUUUCUUCUCUUCUUAUUGUAAAUCGUGAUUCAGGCUCUCAAUCUUCUUCUAGUAGUUUGGGAGCAGUUGCAAGGAGUUCCCGCCCACUUCGUGAAUUGGUGUCAUCCCUGCCAAUUGAAGGGAGGAUGCUUUUCGUGGCAGAUGUCCUACCUCUACCAGAUACAGCAGCGGCGGUGCAGUCACUUUAUUUACAGCUGGAAUUCUGUGGCUAUGAUAACUCAGGUGAAUCCUGUGAAAAAACCUCAGGUAAACUUUGGGCUAGAGGCGAUCUUUCAACCCAA
This is a messenger RNA of Nicotiana tabacum (common tobacco), 1806 nucleotides long. The record is from RefSeq and is a predicted model, not a curated record. NCBI's taxonomy places the organism in Eukaryota, Viridiplantae, Streptophyta, Magnoliopsida, Solanales, Solanaceae.